Molecule: messenger RNA, 9969 nt
Organism: Symbiodinium sp. CCMP2592
Lineage: Eukaryota; Dinophyceae; Suessiales; Symbiodiniaceae
Source: the annotation of a GenBank genome assembly
AUGGGGGCCAAGCCUCUGCCUACUGACUUAAGUCAGACAACAGCCACAGUUGCAGCGGCCAGAGCUGUUGCUGGGUGGCAGAGCAACAAGCGUGUCCUUCCUCUGGUUCCGGAGUUCAAGCAUGUUGUGAAUGUUCGUGGCAGCUUCCCUGCUGCGUCUAUGCAAGGUCUUCAAGUAGGCUGCAAACUCCCUGCAUCGUGGGAGGUACCUGCAUCUGCAAGUGUUGACCCGUGCUUUGUGUCGUCGGUGCCACAAGGUUCCAAAAUCCUUCGCAUCCUCACGGUGCCGGGGGAAAUGUCAGAGGAUGCUCCGGACAACUUGAGUGCAGCUCAGGCUGGCCGUGUAUUGCCGAGCCUUUCUGCUCCGCCCGAAGAUGCUCACCCAGCUGAGAAGCUUGCUUGCAUCAUGUUGCAGUGGAACACUCGCUUCAGCCAAGAGGAGAUGCGAACUCUUCUGGACAUGUUGCCGCAAAAACAUCAGACCAGAGCCAGGGGGAGCUGUGACGAACAGUCCAAUCAGUUUCUGUGUGGAGCCUAUGCUCAUGGGCCCAUGACGGGCUGCAAGAACUUGACACGAGAUAUGCCUUGGUGCACUGCCGUGCUUUGCAAGCAUGUUCGUGAUAACGCUCCGGGUUUUUGCUUCUCUGCCGUGGGCUACCUGUGCAAUGUGCGCGCAGAGGCCCAUCGAGAUUUGCAUAAUGAGCCAGGGACAAAAAACCUGGUCAUGGCAACGCAUGAUUGUGCUGGCGGUGGACUGUGGCUUGAGGAGGCAGGUGGGCCUGUUGCGAUGGUCGUCGAUAAAACUCAGCGUGCUGGGAGGUUUCAUGACUUGGCAGUUGGAAGGCCUUUUAUCUUCGAACCGAAGCGUUGGCAUGCUACUCAACCGUGGCGAGGUGACAGAGGAGUGAUCGUUGCAUACACCCCAGUGGGAGUGACCAAACUUGCAACUGCCGACAAAGGGUUCUUAGAAAAUUUGGGUUUUCCCUUAGGCCCCUCUUCUGGUUCUAGUGAUGUGCCUCCCAGGGUUGCAAAAGUACAAAAAGGAAGUAUCGUUUUCGGCGUGUACCAUGAACCGGAGGAGUUUGUGGCGAGAGCGUUGAGCGUGCAACAUCCUUGUCACUUGGAAAGCCUUUUGCCAUCAGAGCUUGUUGAGGCCAUACGGGCAAAUCACUCCAAAGAUGUCGCUACGCUUGGGCGCGAGCGCACCGAGAUGCUCAAGAAAUGGCUUGCUCGCGCUGAGGAGCUGGAAACUGCCGAAAAACAGCUCAAGGGAUCUUUCAGCUCCCAUCGACGUCAAGUGUUGUGCAACAAGCGGCUGCUCUUGAUGAAAGAGAUGCUUGACAGUGUGGGACACGAGGACGAGGACUUGAUUUCUGAUCUGUCAAACGGUUUCGACUUGACCGGACCCUUGCCCCGAUCUAAUGCCUUUAAGAAUAAGUACCGCCCGGCAGCCAUGGCCGAGGAAACGCUUAGGAAAAGUGCGGGAUUAGUUAGGGGUCAGGUUUUGGCUUCGGUUAAAAGUUCAGGGGACGAGAUCGUGGAUCGAGGUGUACUGGCAGCCACCGAGAAAGAGUUGUCCAAAGGCUUCAUUGAGGGGCCGGUGAGUGCUAGUGACAUCCCUGCUGAUGGGACGGUCACGCAUCGCUUCGGAGUGAUCCAAGGAGAAACCGAGGAGGGUCCCAAAGUGAGACCAAUCGACAAUUACUUGAGUUCGCUGGUAAAUUCGGUUGUGUCCCAAAGUGAACAAGUGCCCGUCCACACGUUGGACGUAGUUGCUGGCAUGUUGGCGAUGUGGUUGCACUUGUCUCCUUUGAAGUCCUUGCGUGAGGGACUUGUGUGCAAAUGUUGGGACCUCAGUGCCGCAUACAAGCAACUACCGCUUAGUGACAAAAGUUUCGAAAAGGAUAGCUUCUUCGUGAUUUACUGCCCCCGCACUCGCAAGCAUGUCAUCUACAAGCAGCGGGUCAUGCCCUUCGGGGCGAAAGCCUCAGUGACUGCCUUCAUCCGUUGUGCAUUCGGAAUUUGGCGGCUGGGGGUAAAAAUGUUUGCCUUGGUCUGGAGUUUUUAUUUUGACGAUUUUCUAUCGGCUUGCAAGCCUGAGGAGCGUCGACACGUGGAGGUCGUCAUCAGCACGCUUUUCAGGAUUCUAGGUUGGGAUCUUUCGCUAGAUAAACUUCUGCCCUAUGACGUGUGCUGUAAAGUCCUUGGAAUCAAGAUCGACAUGGCGGAGGCUCGCCUGGGACUCUUCAAGCUGGCGAACACUGAAAAACGUGUGAUGGAGUUAACCGCUGCCUUGGACGAAGUCUUGUUAGCCGAGAGGUUGUCGCAUUCCGACUGCGAGAAACUUCGGGGUAGGCUGCAGUUUGCUUCCGGCCAGUUGUUCGGUCGAAGGGCGAAGGUUGCUCUGCACCAGCUUAGCCGGCAUCAUGGAGGUCGGUUGAGCGAGGCCACUUCUAAGGCGUGUCGCUUCUUGAGGCGUUUGGUUUCGUCAAACCAGAGCCGCUUGAUUAGUCGACAACUUGGCAAUGUCGUGCAUGUGUAUGUGGACGCAUCCUUCAGCGAUGAGGGCAAGCUUUGUGGCAUCGGGGGCAUGGCUUAUGACCAUAAAGGCUCUUUGCUCCAAUGGUUCGGUGAAAACCUUGAUGCUUCGCUUGUUUCCCAAGUCAUGACGUCUUUUGAGCGUGUCAAAGAGACCGUCAUUUUUGAGCUGGAGGCUUUGGCGGUACAUGUUGCGCUGAAGUGUUUCUUCAAAGCUCUUAAGGGCAAGAAUGUGGUUGUGUUCACCGACAACGAAGGUGUUCACGGCGCCUUCGUGAAGUGCUGGACUGUGAGUCAGUUUGCAACGCAUGUCAUCGAUGCGGUAUGUGAGAUCGAAGAAAGCCUUGGCUUUAUGAUCUGGUACGAUCGAGUUCCAUCUGCAAGUAAUCCUUCGGAUCCGCUUUCAAGAGGAGUGUGGAAUCUGCCGACACCUUUAUCUCCGAGAGUUUCGGAGAGCGCUGUUCCAGAAGCCCCGGCAUCUCCAACGAGCUUCGCUGCGAGCCUCUUUGCGGAGUUCCAGAACUCACCGGUGACUCCUCCGGAGGAGAUCGCCAUCCCGGGCGCAGGAGUGGAGCCAGAGGGCCGCCAAAGCAAGGCGGGAGCUCGUUCGCUGGCUCGCCAGGACAGCCCAGACUCUCCAGUGGAGCAGGGCACCUACGCAUGGCGAGGGAGAGUGGCUCCAAUUGGGCCCCCGGCUCCAAUGCCGACUUCUUCGAGUGCUCCCCUGGCGGUGGAGAGCAUCCGGGAUCAGGUUGCUUCGGAGAGCGACGACGAGAACUGGGGGAAUUGGAAGCCGACCGAGGGCUCCCAAACUAUGGCCGCCAGCUCGCACGAGGACGUGAUGGUGGACAGAAUAAGCCAACUGGUGGGCUUUGGGGAGAAGGCCUCUGCGAGGCGACAGAAGGUGGUGGCCACGGCGCGUGGGGUGCAGCAGCCAAUUACGCCUCCCAAGACAACCACCAGCGCUCCAGUGACACCUCCGAAGGCAAUGCCAGCCUCUACUCCAAAGACUCCGCCAAAGAGUCCGCCAAAGAGUCCGCCAAAGGCCGCGCCAGCGCCGCCCAACAUCUGGACAGCACCACCCCCACCGAGGGCCGCUCCGAAGGCUGCCGCUCCAAAGGUUCCAAAAGCAGCCGUCGAAGGGUCCGAAAGCAGCUAUUCCAAAGCCGCCGAAGGGCACGACUACAACAACGCCGGCUCCUUUGACAACGCCGGCCCCUGUGGCAACGCCGGCUCCUGUGACAUCGCCGGUGCCCGGAUGGGGUUCUUGGGCCAGAGAGAAGUGACGGACUUUGCACAGGCCGCGGCUCGAGCAAAGGCCAGUGCUCAAGCAAAGGCCGCUUCGACAAGGAUGCCGAGCCCUCCUCCGGCGCCCAAGGUGGAGAACACACCUCCGCCGCCGUUGGUGCCUAUGCAGGCGCCCGUGAUGGACAUGCGGUACCACCCUUAUCCGCCGCCAAUUUCAGGUGUGGGCCAGGCCUACUUCGACACCGAGACCUACCUCUGUGCCGGUUCCGGCGGCACGACCAAGCUCGGCACCUACUACGAUGCCGACGGCACGACCAAGCUCGGCUCCUACCACAGUACCCUUGCCAACGGCACGGCCUCUAGUCGUGGUGCCAUUGCCGAAGAGGGUGCUGCUACCGGUGUCGAAAGGGGCACCCAAGGGAAUCAUGAGGGCAACCUCUCCAAAGCCGUCACGACUCUUUGGCAGAAGUUUCCCCCAGAGGUCCAGAAGGAACUGAGCGAGGCAGGUUUCCAAGCAGGCCGGCAGCCGAGUCCGCCUCCAGGCCUCCAGUCUGGCAAAGGCAAAGGGGCAAAGGGUGGGCUUGACGAGCAGGCCGAAGCCUCUAAGAACCUGUGGGAUUCCGCGUCUGAUGAUCAGAAGAAGCUGAUGCGCCAAGCUGGCAUCCCUGAGCCGGUGGCGUCGGAGCCAACAGACCUUGCGGCCCUUUGCAAGAAGCACUUGGAGUCAUUGCCGCCUUCGAUCCAGCAAGCCCUUGCAGCACUUGAUCCUCCGGCCCCCACGCAGACUCAGCAGAUUGAGAUUGCAACUCGUCGCUUUAAGCAGAGCACUACGGACUUGCGACAGAUGAUCCAGCAAACUGCUGCUUUACAGAUUCGCAUAGACCGAGCCAAAGCAACCUACCAGGAGCUGCUUGAGAAGAUGAAGGUUUGCCAAUCUGAUUUGCAGAGCAAGCAAGCUGAAGUCACGGCUAUGCAGUCGGAGUUGGAAGCCACACUCCGUGCUGAUGCUUUGGGUCUGGAGGACCCCGCGCGCAAGGACGAUCCCUUGGAAGGGCUUCUAGAUACGCUUGCCAAAGUUGGGAUUGUCCUGACCCAGGAGCAGAAGGAGCUUUACGAGGAGGCCCAGCGCGGUAAGCUUAACGAUGGGCAGCAGAAUAUGGAAGUUGAAGCCACAAACCAGCCUGGUUUGACGGCUCCGACCAGUGCCCCGCUAAGCCAAACUCUGCCAGAACACAAGGGCACUGUCCCUGUGACCGGUGCUUCUUCAAUCUCUGCUUUUGUGGCCACAACCUCAGCAACGGCAUCUCAAGUUGAGGAGUUUCCUCGCUUACAGGCGUCGGGGAGCCACGCCGAGGUUGAACAGGGCAGCUUAGGUUGGUGGCUGUGCCAAGAGAUCUUGGCCCUCCAACGUUCUUUUGACUUGACUUUGCUCCUGCUUGUUGCUCGGGGCUUUGAAGUUUUGCGCAAAUCGCAGCCACAGGGGCAUAGGCAAAUGCGAGUCACAUCUUGCAACAUCACUUCUUGGAGGCCCGAAGUCAAGCAAUGGUUUUCAGCUCAAGGGGAUGUUAUCUUGAUUCAGGAGCACCACCUUUUGGAGUCCCAAGUUGUUGCUGAAAUUUCGUCUAUGGCUGCCAUGGGCUUUGACUCCUUCCUUGUGCCCGCAGCCCCUGGGGAAGGCCAGUAUACCAACCAAGGUUGCGGCUACGUGGCGGUGACGCUACGCACACAAGGGGCUGACUUGACAGUAGUUAGCCUGUACCUCCAGUCCUCCUCCGGCUUCGGGUCCCCGGUCAACUCUGACAUCCUAGCAUCUCUGCGCGCAAUUCGUCAAUCUGUAAGGGGCCCAAUCCUGAUAGGUGGAGAUUGGAACUCGCCUUUGAAGGAAUUGUUGGACACUGCCAUUUUUCAAAGUUUGUCCCUUGAACCAAUUGGGCCCAACGAAGCCACAUGUGGUGACAAUGAGCUUGAUUUUCUGGCUGUAUCACACUGCCUGGAAGGUUUGCUCCGGGUUGAUGCCUCCUGGGAUGUUCCUUUCAAGCCACAUGCAGCAAUCCAAGUUGCCCUUAAUGUGGGCGCUUUCCAGCUCACCACUCCACAGCUUCCCUCCUUUGUGCUUUCCUUCAGGGAAGAACCGCUUGAUUACAUGCAGGUUGAGGAGACCCUCGCCUCUUUGCCCGAUACCACCUUGUCGGCUGACCCCCUGAGCAAUCGACUGGCUUCCAUUUCCAGCUCGGUGGAGCACAGUCUUUUGCAAACGUCCCAGGGUAUUGGUCGCCAACUCCAAGUUGAAUUCCUCCCAGCUGUUCCUCGCAUGUCCCAGUUCGCAUGGGAAGGCUCUUGCCAGGCUUUUUGGCACCGGGUACAAUUUCUGUGCCAGGGAGACCACCCCAAACGUCGAGAGCAAUGCCAGGAGUAUUUGCCGCAGAUCCUGGACCACUGGCAGGGCAACUCGGAGGAGGCUGUUUCCUUUCUUUCUACGCUCCAGGCCUGUCUCUCGGAGCAGGCAGCUGUUCCUGAGCCCGUCCAGCAAUUAUUGCAGGAGCAAUUUCUGCUGGCCUCUAAAGUUCACCAGGAUGCCCAGACCAAGUCGUACAGGUCGUGGUUGCAGGGAGCCCAAGAAAAAGGGAUGGCUCCCCUUUUCAAGACGAUCAAAAAAGGUGAAAUCACCACUGCACGUCCCUUUCGGGAUCUGUCCGCAGAGGUCCGCGCCCUGGCUAGAACCAAACUAUGGCUCCGCACUUGGAAAGGCGUACUUAGAGUUGAGGACCUUCCUCCUCUUCCACACGCAGAGCAACAGGCUCGCGGAAAGCUACGGGAACUGGCUGCUCAGCAGGUCGCUACCCUGAGCCCCAUUUCCCCGGAACAGCUGCAACAAAGGUUUUCCAAAGGCAGGGUCACUGCCCCAGGACCGGAUGGCUGGAGCAAGUCCCUUCUCAAGAAAUUGACUUGGCCAAUGCUUCAGGACAUCGCUGAAUUUUAUCAGGAGCUCGAAAGAGGCCUCCGAGUCCCGCAGCAGUUUCUCCUGACACAAGUUUGUAUGCUGCCCAAAUCGGCUACUGCUGAGAGACCUAUCUCUUUAACUCACGUUUUGUGGAGGGACUACUGCAGAGCCAGGUGGUCCCUGAUCCAAGAGUGGACGGUCUCCUACCAGGCCCUGGCUCCUUGGGAUGCCGCAGUGCCAGGACGAACAUCACUAGACAUCGGCAUCCGCCGUUUGCUGUGGGCCGAAGCCUCCCGAACUCAGUCCAAACACUUUGUAGGACUCUUUCUUGAUAUCAAAGGCUUCUAUGAUUGUGUUGUUUGGGCCUCGGUAGUCGACACCGGACUCCUGCUGCAGUUCCCACCUUUGCUUUUGGAGCUUUCCCUUCAAAUUUAUGGUGGGGACCUUCAGGCUACUGGCCUCACUCACAACAUAGACCAGUGGCUGGAUGACAUUUCGGCUGACGUGGUUUCCUUGGAGAAAACCAAGUUUCUUUGCUCAGAUUCUGCCACCUCUCAAGUUCUUGAGCGUCUGCGUUCGGACCAAGCGCAGGCCAAGCUUGCUAAGACCGCUCAGCAGGGAGCGCAGGCGGAGUCGUGUCAACAAUGGCUGUUUGGAGCCCUGUCGGCUGGCAUGGAGCCGGUGUAUCGUGCUCUGAAAAGCCACAAACAGACUCUUGUCCGGCCCUUUCGGGACCAGUCGGCCCUUGUCCGGGCUUACUGUCGCAUGGAGUUCUGGAGCCGCAUCUGGGAUGCGUCAAUUGUGCCGCCGCAGCUUCACCUGUCUGCAGAGCGCCUCGCCUUAAGAGCUGAGGCCCUGCAGCAGGCGCAGGAUCUGUCAUCGCUGUCUUGGGAGCAGGUCAAGACAGCGUGCCUGGCCACGGGCAACAAGAAGGGAGGUCUUGAUGGUUGGUCGUACAAGGCUCUGCGUAACCUCCCUGACUUCUGCUACCGACAGCUUGCGGGGCUCUUUCGUCUUGUUGAGACGGACCUUACUUUGCCGCUUCAAAUGCUUACGGUGCAGGUCGCCCUUCUUGCAAAAACCCCAGAAAAAGAGCGCCCCAUAUCUCUCACAUCGGUCCUUUGGCGAGUGUACAGCAAGCUGCGACGCCCGCUCCUGGAGAGCUGGUUAAAGGAGUACGCGGCCUUUGCCCCUUUCGACUCCGCCACCCCAGGACACACUUCCCUUGACCCAGCACUUUCUCGCUUGAUCAAGGCAGAAGAUCAUAAGUUUCGCAAAGUUACUUUCAUAACUUUGUUCGUUGAUCUUGAAGGCUUCUAUGAUGGGGUAGAUUUUUCUCGACUGAUAUCACAGGGCAAAGCUUUGUCAUUUCCACCUUUGCUUUUGGAACUUAGUCUUCAGCUUUACAAUGGGAAAUUGGAGGCCCUGCUUUCCGUUGAGAAGCUUCGCAUUAACAAAACCAAGACCAAGUUUGUUGUCAAUAGUGCCAAGGCGGCCAAAGCACUCAACAGUAUGCGUGUUGAAGGCGAUCCUCAGGUUGCUGACUUGGUCCGGGACCUUGGACUUGACUCGGCAGGUGCCAAGCGCAGAAGGGUUACGCAUGCUUUGAAACGCUUCAAGGUCGGCCGCGCCCGAAACCAGAAACUUCACCAACUUGGCACAGGCUGCAAAGCCCACAGGUUGUAUGCCACUUCCAUUCUUACAGCCGAGAUCUAUGGUUGCCAGGGACAGGGCUUGUCCCCCAAAAGGCUCAAGGUCGUUCGCGCAUCCAUCUCCAGGCAUGUUGGGCGGUCCAAGUGGGGCUCUGUCGACGUGUCUUUGGACUGUAUGUCCUUCCGCUGCCAAGACCCACUGUUGACAGUUGUCCUUGCACAGGCUGAUGCUUUGUAUAAAAUGUUCGGCCCCUCCACGGCACAAGGCUGGGAAAUCCUAGCCCGCACCUGGAAGGUGGCCUGGACUCGCCAAGAGGCGGCCGUGCAUGGAUGGAAGUGUGUUGCAGGCCCGGUUGCUGCUAUGGUGCAGUAUUGUAUUGAUUUGCGCAUCAAUGUCAGUGAUCCUCUGCGCUGGGUUCAUAGCAGCGGGGUUCUUCUGCUUGAUGUCACCAACCCUGGCCUUUUCCUGUCAGUUCGCCGCUUUCUCACUCAGGUUGUUGCCCUUGAAAGGGCGUCCCGCUUUGGUGCAGUUCCCACUGCCCAAGGUGCCCAGCAAGGAGUUGACUGGUCAGUCCACCGAAAGCUCUUGAAGGUCUCCAAGCCUUCAUCCCCACGAUGGGCCUUUCACGCCGUGUGGCAAGGACGCACCUUGCACGCUGGGAAUGGUCCCAAAGGCUUGGACGACCCCGCAGGUUUCGGCCUCAGCUUUGGAAACCAGGGUGACAGGGCUGUUUUGUCACCAGCCGGUGGAUGUCACCGGGCCACCACUGGCAACUUUGACCUCACAGGUGAUUGCAAGCCGGCUCUCAAAGCCCUGGCCUUUGAGGCUGAAUUCCCUGGUCAGCUUUGGCGCCGCGAGCUCAAUGCCAAAGCAGACACUCUCGCAGGGUUGAAGGAGCUUCGAGUCUUUCCAUUGCAAGUGUUUUUCAGGCUGCUCGUGCUGCUGCCUCUGCACCGGUUGCCGGUGCCGGCACCACCGCGCCUGCGGUUGGCGCGGCUGCUUCGCCACAGAUGGGCCCCCGAGCGCCGCCUCAAAGGUCCCGCCAUGCCGCCGAAGACUCCGGGCCGGCAACUGCCGACCCAGCUUGCGCGGGAACAGGCGGGACUCUCUUGGAAGUCUUCUGGGACUUUGGAGAGACAAAGGGCACGCAAAAAGAACAAGCGGAAGAAGGCCAAAGGUUUGGCCCUUACGCAGUUACCACAAUACUUGGGUGGAGUGCCGGCCUCCAUGGACCUGAUCUACACCCUGUUUUAUUUGGUGGCAUACUGCUCUCAGACCUUUUCGGUUAAGGAUUUGGGCUCCUACAACUGGGCGGUUUUUCCUCGUCGUGGCAGUGAGGCACCCUACGUAUGCUUCGUGGAUGCUGCAGACUGGGUGCCGCUUACUCCGGACCAGAGAGCAGUGUGGCCUAACCGCUACAAAGCCCAGGGCUUGUGGACCCUGGUGAGGCACAACCAGCCCGACAAUGUGGAGGCGUUACAGCAGCUCACCAACAACGCGUCCCCCACUUAUGUCAUGGAGGCGCUCCGGACUCUGAUCUCGCCGGAGUACCAGGUUCCCUUGAAGAGCCGGAGCCUUUGGACUUCCUGA